CUUGCCAGCUUAGCAAACUAGAAAUGGUAAAUUAGGGACACCCAUGUGAACGAGUUUUGAGUAGGACUUCAGUGAACCCCAUAUUCCUCAGUGACUGAUUGACAGACAGACAUACUUUAUUGAUCCCGAGGGAAAUUGGGUUUUGUUACAGCCGCACCAACCAGGAAUAGUGUAGAAAUAUAGCAAUAUAAAACCAUAAAUAAAUAGAUAAUAAUUAUUAUGCCAAGUGGAAAUAAGUCCAGGACCAGCCUAUUGGCUCAGGCUGUCUGACACUCCGAGGGAGGCGUUGUAAAGUUUGAUGGCCACAAGCAGGAAUGACUUCCUAUGACACUCAGUGCUACAUCUUGGUGGAAUGAGUCUUUGGCUGAAUGUAGUCCUGCGCCUAACCAGUACACUAUGGAGUGGAUGGGAGUCAUUGUCCAAGAUGGCAUGCAACUUGGACAGCAUCCUCUUUUCAGACCAGUACACUAUGGAGUGGAUGGGAGUCAAUGACAUUGUCAUUGUCAUUAAACACUGAAGUCUUAUAUUACAUGCCAGAUAGUAACUGGUUUGGAAUAGUGGCUUCUGGUUAAUUGAGACACAUUUUGGCCCUAUUAAGCAGCUGCCCUAAGUGGAAGUUUCAGAAAUGAUUUAAAAGUAUACGAAAAGGACCAAGUGAAUAACAAAUUAUGCAUUUAAAUGUAAUAGAACAACAAGUUAGAACAUAGAUACAGUAAAACUGUAGUUACCGAUGGAGGAAUUCAUCUGUUUUAGUGAUGAACAAAAUCUGUGCUGACACCUUCAUACAAUGCUGUGAAUGAUUGCAUCCUCCAGAUGAUCAUUUUUAUUACAACAUUCAAGAUGAUUGUUACCUUCUAAUUCUUAAAAUAGUUCCUUACUUGUUGAAGAAAUGAAAUAGUUUUUUACUCUCCCAGUUACUUCUGGCAUCUCCUAGCCUGAAUGCUUGAAAUCACAGUGAGCAAAACAGUUCUGAAUUGCCUUGCUGUUUAUUUCUUGCCAACUACUUAACAAAAACCACUUGAACGCAAACACACAACUGAUGCUGUUUUAAAAAACUUUGUUCUAAACAGUGUAGCAUUUAAUUGCCACAAAAGUGCGCAUGGCUGACAUUAAUUAGUAUUUGUUUUGCAAUUCUGUCCCAAUUAAAUAGUGUCCUAAAUGAGGAAAUUCUCCAGAUUUGUUUUUUGCUGUUGCUCCAAAUAAGUGGCUGCCCUGAUUAAUUGAUAGCCCAAUUAACUAGAAUCCACUGUCCGUCUUAACAAUUUAAAGCAAGGCCUUUUGUUUUUCUUUGUGUGAAUAAGAGAGUGUAACUUAUUUAAAUCAACUAGGGCAAUAUAUAGAACUAAGCAUUUCCUUCUAUCAUUCUGACUCAGAAAUUCUGCUAGGAAUUAAAUCACUUUUGUUAUACAAGCAGUAAUUAGAUUUUUUUUAUAAUUAAUUUGGCAUUUUUUCAUCAACCUUAAUGAUUAAAGUAAUUUUAUGUACAGCUAAUUGGCUUUUUUAAACAACUGUUGUGUUGAAAGUGCAGACUAAUCGCUGCAAAGGCCUGUCUUGGGUGGUCCCUGCAGGCAUUUUUGAAUAAGUGUACUCAAAAUGUUGAUCUUAAAGCUGUGUAACUUCCAAUAUUUUAGUUUAGCAGACUAAGUGCCCUUUUUUUUUGAAGCACCUAUCAUCCAAAGGCAAUUAAGCAAAUUUUGAAGUUUUAUUUCUGGAAGUGUUGAGUAGAUGUAAGUUUCAAUAGAAGAAACAACAACCCUAGUUAUUGACCUACCAUCAGAACUUAGUUAAUUUCAGAACUCCUUGCGUGUACAGGAAUACAAAUGACACAAAUCCUUGGGGCUCUAACUUUUACCUGAACCAUGAUUCUAUUUGAAUGGCCAGGAGUGGGACUGAUGCUGGCAAACUGAUCCUCCGUUAAUUCAACCAAAGUGGAGCACACAUGGACAAUGGGCUUGGGUUUACAUGAGGCCAAAACUAAAUAUUAAGACUUUAAAAGUAAUGGAAUGUAUUGUCACUAGGGAUUAUAAAUAAAAAUUACCUAAGAUAUAAUUGACUGCAAGAAGGAGGUAAUGGAGUUAGGAUGUGCAUGGGAAGAGGUAAGUGGAAGGCAAGAUAAAUAUUGGUGUUUCAAACUAAGAAAUUGACAAAAUGCUGGUGGAAUGCAGCAGCUAUAGGAAGAAGCACUGUUGAUGUUUUGGACCGAGACCCUUUGUCAGGACUGACUUUGUCAUUGACAAAGGGUCUCGGCCCGAAGUCAACAGUGCUUCUCCCUUUAGAUGCUGCCUGGCCUGCUGUGUUCCACCAGCAUAUUCCAGAAUCUGCAGACUUCCUCGUAAUGGUCAGUAGUGGAUUGUUUGAAGAUGAGUAUUAGGUGUCAAAAAUUAAACUUGGAGAAAUGUGGAUUUAUGAUGCAAAACGAAAAGAGCAUUAACACUUGCAAAGUGCAUGUUUAUUUUGUGGGAUUGGCUGAAGAAUGAUUUUAAGGUGGAACCGAGUGAUCAGAAAAGGAUGUGGGAUUAGAAAUAGAUCGGCAAUUGGAUUUGUCAAAGGUUUGUGGCAGGGACGGACUGUCUGGCUUAGUGAGAUCAUAUUCAGUAAAAUGCAUCAUUUUGAACAGGGAAACACACAACUGCCCCCUACUGACAUUUGCUGCCCAUUGAUACACCUUAACCACAGACAGGCAAGUUAAGCUGCCAAGUAGAACUCCGGAAGAUAUUCCAAAGUAUAGGUAUGUGCAGAAAUAAAAUGGCCAAAUCAGGUGUGAAAUAUGUGGCAUGAUCACUCCAGGUCAAUGCUAUCUCUGCUGUAGAUUCUAUGGUUGUGUGUAAAGCUAAUGAUAGGAUAAUCAUUGUUCUGGAUUGGUACAGAUGUACCAAAGUCUGAAAUUCCACAGGUAAGAGGAGAUAGUAUGCUCAAUUAAUUCAAUUUCUACCUUUUCUGUGAAUAGUUGCAAUAUGCAUAAAUGGAUUACACCAAGUAAAUUAUCUAGAUUAACAGCCCCUCCAAGUGAAUUUUCCUGAAGUACUGGAACUGUAAUGUCAUUUGAAACACUAUCACAGACUAGUGUGGACAUAUGAUUUCAUUCAGAAAAUCAUGAAACUUCAAGAUACCACCAAAGUCCUGAAAUUGCAAGAACAAGCAGAUGUAGGGCACAGUCUCAGCACAGCUGGUGAAACUUAGCAUUGUGAGUUGUGCCCAUGUUCUAAAAACAACAUAUGUUUGCACUUAUACAAUUUGCUUCCAAGUAGGCAAAUAUAAUUGCACAUAAUCAAGUCUUCGCUUUUCCUUAAUAUUAGUUUUUUUUAAAAAACCCUGUUUCCAAUGAGUUCACAUCAUUAUAGUCUUAGAAAUAACCUUGCACAUGGACUUGAGAAUUUGAGUGUUAUUGAUAGAGCUUGUAAGAAUUAUUCAUAAUUUUAGUCCCCUUCACUCUAAAUUAGUUUCUGAUUUUAAAUUACAUCCUGACUACAAUUCAAAUGUGUUUCAUUAGCUCUAAAACAUUUUAAGGUCCUCAAAAAAAGUAAAAGUUGCUUUCAAAAUGCAAAUAUCCAGUUUUACAAAACAAGACACUGAAAUAUAUUAAAUUUGUGUUGGGCAAAAUUCUCUAGUCUCCUUUUUAUCUAAGUGAUCUAGUUAGUCUUUUACAAUCACAGGCCCAUGAAAUAAGCUCCCAUGUUAAGAUGUUAACUCAUUUCAAAGUAGACUUGACAGAAUUGCCUGAUUUUGCUUGAAGUUUGACCAUUGUAAAAUAAUUUAUGGAAUGCAAGUCCGUACAUUUUAAUUUUUUAUAUUUUUUCAAAAUAAUUUUUAUUCAUAAAAAUACAAACAAAAAUACAGAAACAUUACAGGUCUAUCUUUCUAUUUGCUCAGUCUAAUAGUUCACAUUGUUAUAUUUCUAGGCAUUAGUGUGCGUAUGUUCCGUGUACAGAGCACCACUACCACCGACAUGCCCCUCCUUUAGCAAUACAAAACUAGCUCCUAGUGGAUGAUAAACAUCAGAAUGCAGUUCUUCCCCACAUGCCUUUGCUGUAUUCCUCAGCAAGUACUUCAGCUUGGAAAAUACCCAUCGGCAGCAUACACUUAGACAUCUUGUGCCCAACUGGAGGACACGGCUGCCUGUGCUAGAUAAGAAAUGAUGGCCUCUAUACCCGAAAUUCCUACUUUCAGUGAAGGAGAAACUCCAGAACAGAGGCCGCGCGGCCGCUUGACCGAGGCUUCUAAACGAAUAUGUUUUGAGGACUGUAAUCAGGCGAAACCAUUAGUGGCUGAAGAUCAACGGCUUAAAGUGUAUUUGAGAAUAAGACCGUUUUUAAACGUGGAACUGGCAAAUAACGAAUCUCAGGGCUGUGUGAUAAUAAAAGAUUCAGAAACUGUUGUGUUGGCUGCACCUAAACAUUCAAGCACUCUGAAAAAUAGUGAAAGAGGAAUUGGGCAAGCUGUGCACAAGUUCACAUUUUCUCAGAUAUUUGGCCAGGAAACCAGUCAGACUGAAUUCUUCAACAACACAGUAAAGGACCUUGUUAAACAAUAUCUCCAAGGACAAAACAGUUUGGUAUUUACUUAUGGAGUUACCAAUGCUGGCAAGACCUACACUAUUCAAGGUACUGGUAAAGAUGGCGGUAUCUUACCAAGAUCAUUGGCCAUGCUCUUUGAUCACAUAAAAGGCAGACAAUAUGAAAGUAUGGAUUUAAAACCACAUGUCUGUGAUGAUGUGUUAAAACUGGAUAGUAAUCAAAUCCGGCAAGAAGAAGCUAUGAAGUCUGCAAUCUUUUCUCCACUGAGAGAGGAGAUGGAAUACCAGCUUUUCAGGACCACAUCCAACAAGAAUGUCCAAAAAGAGUUUGCCCAGACAAGCUCUAUCACUCUGGCAGACUGCAUUCCUUCUGAUCAGCUAGCAAAGCAUUCUGAAGUCAUAACAGCUGCAUCUGAUAUGAGCCUUGUUGAUCAAAAGCAGCAAAGGUUCUCAGUAUGGGUUUCCUUUUGUGAGAUCUACAAUGAAUAUGUGUAUGAUCUAUUGGAUCCAAUGCCAACUUCAAGAAACCAGAAACGUCAAAAUUUGCGAGUCUGUGAAGAUCAAAAAGGAAACAGUUAUGUUAAAGACCUCAAGUGGAUCAAUGUUACCAGCUCAGAUGAAGCUCUUAAAGUCUUAAAGAUAGGAAAUAAAAAUCGAAGCUUGGCUUCAACCAAAAUGAACAACCAAUCCAGCCGAAGUCACAGUAUAUUUUCCAUUCGACUGAUGGAAAUAAUUGGGGAAAAGUCUCGUGUUUUCAGGACUUCUGACCUGUGCUUGUGUGAUUUGGCUGGGUUAGAGCGCAGUGGUAAAGCACAAACUUUUGGAAAUCGACUGAAGGAGGCAGGCAACAUCAACAAUUCUCUUCUUAUCCUUGGCAAGUGCAUUUCUGCACUAAGGAAGAAGCAGCAGAAUAAAUUAAAACAAAUUAUUGUCCCCUUCCGAGAGAGCAAGUUAACCCGUCUUUUUCAAGCUUUCUUUUGUGGCAAAGGCAAAGCUUGUAUGAUUAUUAACAUUAACCAGUGUGCUUCCAUGUAUGACGAAACUCUGCAUGUGAUGAAAUUUGCAGCAAUUGCUAAGCAGAUAAUCCAAAUUAUUCACCCAAAAUUAAAACUGCAACCUGCUGAUCACGUGGGUGGAAGUGAUGGCAGUAUGAUGGUGUGCACUGAUCUUGGAGAAUCACUCUCUGCCAAAAAUUGUUAUUCUGAAGAUCUAAUUAAAGAUGAUGACAAGGAGGAGGAAAAUGAAGAUCUGGACCUCACCACCUUUGCCCAUGAAGAAUUAUUGAGUAUGAUAGAAAAUCUAAGGCACAAAUUGAUUGCUGAAAGGCAACAGAAACUAGUUUUGGAAAUGCAGGUUCGUAAUGAAAUGGGAGAAGCCAUGUUUCAGCAACUACUCCAUACAGAAGAAGUUUGGAGCGAGCGAUUUGAAGAACUAAAGGAGAUUUAUGAAGAACAAUUGGAUAGUAAUCUCCAUAUGUAUAAGGAAUCAAUUAGGCGGCAUGCAUACAAGUGUGCUGUGGAAGAUGUUAAGGAUAAAUUUGUUUCAAAAGAAGCGUUCACUGCCGAGCAGCACAAGACUAUGGAUGCGGACUUGAAAGUGAGGGAGCUUGAAGAUGCAUUAAGCAAAUACCAGAACCAACCUGCCACUGCUGAAAAUACAAGAGGCCUUCUGGAGGAGUUGGCAUGGUUCAAGGAAGAAGUUUCGAAAAUGCACUUUCAGCUACAAAACUUUCAAUUAGAAGCUCUUACAAAUGGCAAGGAGUUGAGGAGAUAUCAAGAAUUGUACAAGAGUAAAGUCUUAUCUGAAGAACAAUCUGCAAAACUGCUUGAAGAAAAGGAUCAGGCAAACAAGAGUUUAACCAAGAAAUUAAAUGACAUUCAAGUGAUCCUGCAGGAGGCAGAGAGAAAAUUUCAAGAAAGCAACAAAGAACUGCAGAAAUGUUAUGACAUAAUUGCAAAGCAGGAAAGAAUGAUUAAGGAUGUUAAUGAAGAAAAUGUUGACAAAAUCAAUCAUCUGGGAAAUCUGGUGUCAAAACUACAAGAAAAGCUUGCUCUCUCAAUGAAGCUGUCUGAUAUUGAAAAACCACCACAAAUGAAGAAAAAGCUGUUUUCAAGCUUAACUGCAUCCAAACUGGCUGUUGGCUCUCCUACAAAACCCAGUCUGUUUAAAUCCAGGGAACUGACUCCUCGACUGAAAGUUAAAAAGAAAGUGGUGUCUGAAAAACUGCCAUCACUACAAAGUAAUACCAAUAAAUAAUUCAAUAUUAAUUUGUUUGGUUUAAUUAUACAUGCCAUAUUAAUACCUAGUCUUAUUUUAAAUGCAAGCAAAUAAAAUUUGACCUUUUAUUAAAUGACAACCUCCAGCUUGUAGUAUUUAAUAUAGACUUAAAAUACGUUAGCAUGCUGCCAUACUACUCCAGAUAAUA
Messenger RNA from Hypanus sabinus (Atlantic stingray), 6938 nucleotides. RefSeq lists its product as uncharacterized. The transcript is spliced from 19 exons. Gene Ontology annotation, molecular function: microtubule binding; plus-end-directed microtubule motor activity; ATP binding. The record is from RefSeq and is a predicted model, not a curated record. Bases 4133 to 6769 code for a protein of 878 amino acids. Gene Ontology annotation, cellular component: nucleus; spindle microtubule. Lineage: Eukaryota; Metazoa; Chordata; Chondrichthyes; Myliobatiformes; Dasyatidae. Gene Ontology annotation, biological process: microtubule-based movement; mitotic spindle assembly.